AUGGGAAAUAAUUCAACAAAAUUAUCUAAUAAAAAUAUAAAAAAGAGCCAUAAAGAUAAAACAUCUCCUGGUUGUUGUUGCCUAUGUUCAUCGUCUUCACUAACGAAUUCUCUUACAUCAUCAUCAUGUUCCAUCGAUGAUAAAUAUUUCCCAACAGUUGAUCGAAUUUUAUCGAAGAAAAAUAAUUCUUUAGUAUCCGGAAAACGCAAUGAAAUAUCUUCGAAAGAUAAAAACCGAACUAAUUAUUCUCAACCAAUUCCACAUGUAGAAAAACCUUUUCUUAAUACAACUAAUAUUAAUCAAUGGAUUGAUUCAUUACCUAUUCAUGAUACCAAAUUAUUAAAUCCUUCUACUGUCUGCCCAUUAGGAUUAACACGCCAGAAUUCUCUAACAAAUGAUGAUGAACAACUAUCACGAAUUUUAGCAAUAAAAUCCAAUCGGGAAUUUCUAAAUUUAAUAAAACAAUUUCAAUUAAAUUUCUAUUUAGAAGAUUAUCGAAAACGAAUUAAAAAUUCAGCGCUAAAUCAAACGUUUAAAACGCAUUUUUCAUCUUCGGCCAUUAUCAAUUCAUCGAAUCGUGUUAAUCAAUCAUUCAUCGAUGAUUUAAAUUUAUUUAUAACAUCACCACCAGAAUCAAUUUUACCCAAUUUUAUAAAACAUACAGAUAGUUCAUAUAAAAUUCAUGAGCAAAUACGUUCAAAAUAUUAUGCUAUACCAUUAACAACUUGUCAAAUUGAACCUGAUGAUGAUGAAUAUAAACAAAAAUCCAUUCCAGUCGAUCGUACUCAUGUUGUUAUUACAUUAGACAACACUUCAACAACACAAACAAACAAGAUGCCUAUGGAAUAUGAGUCGUCAUGCAUGUUUACAUCGAAUAAUUCAUUUCAAACAGGAUUAAUUUAUGUCAACCAAGAAAAGAUCUCCAAAGAUUUGCAACCAUUUAUAUCUUGUGAUUCCGAAGAAAAUGUUUCAUAUUUGUCCGCAAAUUUCAUUCAAACCUGGUUUAAUACAUUAAUACUUGUUAAUCAAACAUGCAAUAUUGUUCAACAAUUUCUAGCAGGAAACGAACAUCAAUUUACUUGUUUACUCAAAGAACAAAUGGAAAACCAAUCUGAAAAAGAAAAACGAACACCCUAUAGCAAUAAUCUAGUAUUUGCUUCUUUACGUCUGCCACCCUGCAAAUAUCUCAAUGAUGAUUUAUCGUCGACAGAUGUUCGAGAAGAAAAUUGUGACAAAAUUAUUGAUACGUUUUCUCCACUUUUUUCAUCAGAUAAUAAAAAACUUUCCAAUGAUUCAAUUCAUGUUGAUUACGAACAAUAUUCAUUUGCAUUUGCACUUUAUCGUUGGCCAAAAUCUAUCAUUGAUAAUUAUUAUACACAUUCAAAUCGUUCUUCCAAACGUCAAUGGCCAUCACAAUAUUCUAUGAAUAGUAUAAUAAAAAAACCUCUAUUACUCACACCUGAUUCAACGAAUGAUAUAUGGAAGAUAAAUUUUGAUUUGAUUGAAGCAAAUUUAUUUGAAUUAAUGAAUGAAUCAACGCUAUUUUUCUAUAUCUUAUGUCAACAAUUAUUUUCUCAAACAUGUUCGAUACGUAUCAUAAUCAAACAUUGUUUUUUAAAUUAUUGUGAAAAAUAUGGUCUACCAUUUUCGAGUAAUCAAAAUAAUAUAUCGGAUUUAUUAAAUCUUUUUCUACAAGAAUUAUCUGAAAAGGUCAAUGAAAAUUUUUUUCCAAAUUAUUUUAAUCAUGAAAUAAAUCUAUUAAAUCCUAACGAAAAUUAUAAUCAAUGGUUUGAUUAUAUUAAUAAAUAUGUUCAUAACGGUAUUGAUAUUUCUUUUUAUUCAUCAUUAUCAUCAACGUUAACAAUCGUAUCAAAUCGUUCAAUAAUCAUUGAAUUUUUAUUUCAUUUCAUCAAGCAAUUAUAUCAAACAUUACACGUAAAACAGUCACAAUUUUAUUUAAAUGAUAAUGCUCUAUUGGAUUUACAUAAAGAAAUAUGUGAAAAAUUAUCGAACGAUAAUCAAAAGAGUCCGCCACAGACAUUCAUCAAUGAUUUAUUGAAUAACGAAGAAAUUCUGACACAUAUACAAGCGAAUUUAACGUAUGAUUUUGAAAAAAAUGCCGAAUUAGUACAUAGUUGUUUAAAUCAAAUACGUAAAUCACAAACUUCGUUAGUAUUUCAUUAUACAUGGACGAUUUUUAUACAAUAUUUACAUACUUAUUAUAAUGUUUUAUGGAAUAUUUAA
Molecule: messenger RNA, 2244 nt
Organism: Rotaria socialis
Lineage: Eukaryota; Metazoa; Rotifera; Eurotatoria; Philodinida; Philodinidae
Source: the annotation of a GenBank genome assembly